Molecule: messenger RNA, 3171 nt
Organism: Phytophthora sojae
Lineage: Eukaryota; Oomycota; Peronosporomycetes; Peronosporales; Peronosporaceae
Exons: 1
Coding region: 1-3171 (1056 amino acids)
Biological process (GO): intracellular signal transduction; protein phosphorylation
Cellular component (GO): nucleus; cytoplasm
Molecular function (GO): ATP binding; MAP kinase activity
Source: RefSeq, a predicted model, not a curated record
AUGGCCACGUCACUGUCCGACGCCGUGGGCGCCAACCUGCUGAUGCAGCUGAUCCCCAUCCACUGGGACGGGCCGGCCCGCAAGAAAGGCGACUGGCUGCCGCGCUGGGACGACGUGUACCUGAGUCUGGACGGCGUGACGCUGCGCGUGUUCGAGUCUCGCGGCCGCUACCUCGAAGUGCUGGAGCUGGAGCAGCAGCAGCUGCAACUGGACGGCGCUGGGAAAGGCUCGGGCUCUGUGGUGAUCGACAAGAAGCACUGCUACACUGUCACGGCCGUGGAUAAGGAGAAUGUGGGGCGGCCGCACGGCUUCCACGUCAAGACCAAGGAGAAGAGCAAGCCGCUGCACCUUGUAGUGGACAGCGAGCUGGAGCGCGUGCUGUGGAUCCACCUGCUGGGCGCAGUGGUGGACCAGGUGCAGAAUGUGCUGCCCAAGGCGCAGAGGAGGCUGAAGACGGUGGGGUCCAAGAUUGAGGCCUCGCCGAGGAAGACGCUGAUGCUGGCGCCGCUGUCCACACCGAGGAGACCCAGAGUACAGACGCUAACGCUGCUGGGCACACCCGUCAGUGUGGAGCUGAACAUGUUUUACGACGCGUGGGGCUGUAUUCAAGCGAGGAAAGGGAAUUUUGCGCUGCUGAUGCCGAGUUUGCACCCGAACAUUACGUUGACGUCGAACUAUCCGCCGAGUGUCCCUAUUGCGGGCGAGUAUCACGGACUCUCGGGUAUGUUGGCGUUCUUUGCCAAUUUUCAUGGCUCCAUGGAUGUCUCACACUAUGAAGUGGAGCACGUGGCGCGUCGUGGAGAUCUUGCGGUCGUGUCGGGCCGGGAAACGAUACGAAGUGCGGAGAGUGGACGGCGAUUCAGGCAUUUGUGGAAGCACGAGCUGCGGUUUGAAGCUGAUGGACGCAUUAGCCACAUUAAUAUUCUUGCGGACAAGACAGCAGCGGCGGUAGCGUUUGCCAAUGGCGGGGGCAGUGGAGCAGGUCCAGUGACGGGUGAGGCGAAGGGGCCAACGUUGGCCGCGCUGCCUCGAGAGCGUGAACGGCAAGCCAGCACAUGUCCACCAGGCGAGAUUCGUGUGGUGUGUAUAUCGGGCGAGAGUUUCCGAAGACGCAAACCCGCAACAGGUGGAGGCAGUGGAUACAAAGUGAUUAUUGGGCUGAAUGAAUUCCCGCACCUCACGACCAAAGCUCCUGGAACGAAAAACACCAGCAGUACAAGCAGCAGAGAUGUGACGACUAUUAGCACGGAUGGAUUGAACCGUGUCGGUUGCUGGAAGGCCUACUCGACACGAGUAGUAAAAAGUGGCAGCGGUAAAGGACCCUUUUGGGCUGAAACGUUGCACCUGGAGUUCUCCGGCGCUGUUCCAGGCUCAACAGCUACACUAUGCGUCGAUGUGUGGAGCCUUGGUGUCAUCGGUGACGAACUUGUUGGUUGUGCCAAGAUAAACCUGGCAGACUACUUGGGUUCGUCCGAGGGGACUGAAGAGCAGAUUGCAUCUGUGGCUGUACCGAAGUGGUUUGACAUCUACCGAGCUGAGACUUUCGAGAAGGGUGCACGAGGGUGUGACAACGAAAGCUGUGGACGUCUGGAGCUUAGCAUCAGCUUUGCCCCUUACAUGGAGGAGGAUGACUCGAUGGGCGAAGAUGGCGAUGAGAGCAUGGGUGAGGAAGGAGAGCAAUCUGUGAUUUCAGCAGAUGGAAGUACUCCAAUUCAGAGUGGAAGGACGCCAAGGCAUCGCAAGAGUUUCGAUAGGCUACAGGAGCUGCACAAGGAGACGGGCUCAGGUCGACGGGUAUCUGAACGCUAUUCCCACGACGCACUGGGUGGCUUCGAGAUGGUAGAGGCCACAGAUGCUGCCGAAAAGCAGGACAAGAAGUCGUCGGAUGAGGAGGAAGAAAUGUACACGUUCACAGUAGCGUCGACCAAGUUCCGCGUGUACAGACGGUAUCAACUAAUUCGCGCUAUCGGCCACGGCGCGUACGGAGUCGUCAUUGCAGCAAGCGACCAAGUCACAGGGAACUCGGUGGCUAUCAAGAACAUCCCGCGUACCUUCGACGACCUUGUGGAUGCGAAGCGCAUCGUACGUGAGAUCCGGCUCAUGAGGCAUCUGCGUCACCCGCACGUUGUGUCUGUACUGGACGUAAUGCGGCCCCCUUCGCUCGCGAACUUUGAGGAUACGUACAUCGUCACCGACCUCAUGGAAACCGACUUGCACCGAGUUAUCAAUUCACCGGAGGCACUUUCGAGCGACCACAUCGCUUUCAUCACGUACCAGUUGCUGUGCGGGUUGCGAUAUGUGCACUCUGCGCACAUUAUUCACCGCGAUGUGAAACCAUCGAAUGUGCUGAUUAACCGCGAUUGCCUGGUUAAGCUUUGCGAUUUUGGACUGGCACGGGGCAUCGACAUCCGUCCGGUCACACCGAGCAGCAUCGAUGGGAGCAGCACGCCAAGGAGCCAAGACGGGGAAGCUGCAUUGGAUGAGGCCUUGACUGAAUAUGUGGUGACCCGGUGGUAUCGUGCACCCGAGCUUCUGCUGGCAAGUCGAUACUCUACCGCGAUCGAUCUCUGGGCUGUGGGAUGCAUCAUAGCGGAGAUGUUCACCCGCAAGGCAUUGUUCCCCGGUCACGAUCACGUGCAUCAAUUGCAUUUGAUUCUCCAGCUUGUGGGUAGUCCGCCGCCCGACGACAUGGGGUUCGUCACGAAUAUGAAGGCCAAGCGGUGGAUGGCGCGUCAGCAGAAGCAAGAGGCCAAGCCACUGAACAGUGUGUGUCCGAAUGCUCCGACCGAGGCUUUAGAUCUCAUGACGGGGCUGCUGCAGUUCGACCCGCGUAAGCGCAUCACGGUGGACGAGGCCAUCGCACACCCGUUCCUAGCUCCGUGCCGCGCGGACGGCGUUGACAUGGGAUCGGAGCGUCUAGCCACGAGUGCGUUCGACUUCUCGUUCGAACGCGAAAACAAGGGCAACAUGGACAAGAACACGCUGCGCCGGCUUAUUUUCGAGGAUGUCUGCCACUUCCACCCAGAGGCCACAGCCGAGCUCGAGCAGUUCACGCAGGAGCAGGAGCGAUUGAGGCGCUUAGAGGAGGAAAAGCGGAGGAAGGAGGAGGAGGCUCAGGCCAAGAAGAAGGCCGCGAGUCGGACUGGGAAGAGCUGGGCGGUCAGCGUCUAA